Molecule: messenger RNA, 1683 nt
Organism: Sphenostylis stenocarpa
Lineage: Eukaryota; Viridiplantae; Streptophyta; Magnoliopsida; Fabales; Fabaceae
Source: the annotation of a GenBank genome assembly
AUGGCUGAGUUGGUGAAAUCGGAGGAGUGUUGUCAGGAAAAUAAGCAAUCUACAGCUGCUUCUUGCUCCUCUGUAUCUGAAGGCAGUGGCAGUGCAAUUCACAAGUCUCCAGGGAUAUGUAGCCCGGCAUCCACAUCACCUUCCCAUCGGAGGACCACUGGUCCUAUCAGGCGCGCUAAGGGUGGUUGGACAGCACAGGAGGAUGAAACAUUAAGGAAUGCUGUGGCAGUUUUUAAGGGAAAAAGUUGGAAGAAAAUAGCUGAGUUUUUUCCUGAUAGAUCAGAAGUUCAGUGCCUGCAUAGAUGGCAAAAAGUUCUGAAUCCAGAACUUGUCAAAGGACCUUGGACACAGGAGGAGGAUGAUAAAAUUGUUGAACUGGUGUCAAAAUAUGGGCCAACAAAAUGGUCUUUGAUAGCUCAGUCUUUACCCGGUCGAAUAGGCAAACAAUGUCGAGAGCGGUGGCAUAAUCAUCUCAACCCUGACAUAAAGAAGGAUGCUUGGACUUUGGAGGAGGAAUUAGCCCUGAUGAAUGCUCAUCGUAUACAUGGUAACAAAUGGGCUGAAAUAGCUAAGGUCCUUCAUGGAAGGACUGAUAAUGCAAUAAAGAAUCAUUGGAAUAGUUCUUUAAAGAAAAAGUUAGAUUUUUAUUUAGCUACAGGAAGACUUCCACCAAUUCCCAAGAAUAGUCCACAAGUUACUGUAAAAGAUACAAUUAGACGUUCUGCUAGUAAAUCAAUACUUGUUUAUUCAAAUAAAGAAUUAAAUGCAGCUGUUGAAACAUCAUCUGAAACUACAGCCAUUAGUAAGCUAGACGACAGUGGCAGGAAUCAAUUUGAGUCCUCAGGAACAGUUAGAGAAGUUGGCGAUUCUUCAAGUGUUCCUGCAAAUGAAUCUGCCGAUUCUGACUGUGUCGAAUGCAAGCCUGGACCUUCUAACAUCGAUCUUAGCUGUAGCAACUCUGAACAAGUUUCGAAAGCUAAUUGGAGAAUAACUUAUGCGCCAAGAUCCGAAAAUUCUGGCCUCAAUGGGCACUCAACUUUUGAGCAUUGUACAAACAAUGGUGACAUGAGCACUACGAGGUUAAUUGGAACAUCUUUGCAAGAAAGUCCAACCUGUGGUUCUCUGUGUUAUAAGCCACCACAGUUAGAUGGUUCAGUUCCCAUAGAUUCUCUUUAUUUAAAUUAUAUCUGCCAGCAGAAUGAGUACUGUUCGAGUCCAACUUUGUCACCUAUUGGCUUCUUCACUCCACCUCGUGUGAAGGGUAGUGAAUUAUGCACUGAGACUCCUGAAUCUAUAUUGAAAAGGGCUGCUAAUACUUUUCCCAAUACUCCUUCCAUAUUGAGGAGGAGGAGAAAUGGGGUCCAAGCACUUCCUAGUCCUAGUAAAGUUUUGAAGGUAGAUAAUGAUCCACGUUCUGCUAAUAAAACAGAGAGAGCCAAUGAGGAUUCUGGUUCAAGGCGUUUCUCCAGGAGUCCAGCAAGCCAUGACAAUGGUAUUGACAUUCCCAAUAAUAAGGCAUUCAAUGCAUCUCCCCCAUAUAGGUUAAGAUCCAAGAGAACAGGGAUUGUCAAGUCAGUGGAGAAACAACUGGAGUUUGCUUUUGACAAAGAGAAGAAUGAUGACAAGAGAAGCAGUAUGAUGACCGAAGAUUGUUUGCAUGAAAAAAAAUUGGUGGCCACAUAG